Messenger RNA from Diospyros lotus (date-plum), 2304 nucleotides. RefSeq names its product probable anion transporter 1, chloroplastic. NCBI's taxonomy places the organism in Eukaryota, Viridiplantae, Streptophyta, Magnoliopsida, Ericales, Ebenaceae. The coding region runs from base 320 to 1909 and encodes 529 amino acids. Gene Ontology annotation, molecular function: transmembrane transporter activity. The record is from RefSeq and is a predicted model, not a curated record. The transcript is spliced from 10 exons. Gene Ontology annotation, biological process: transmembrane transport.
UUCAGCCCAAUACGGGCAUGGCCUGAUACACUCAUGCCUACUCGCCGCCGUGUUAAGUUGGUGCUUCCCGACGGCCACCGUCGUAAACGACAACUGUGCAAUCUGCAUCACCCAAUCCUCUAUCAUCCAAUGCAGCAGACACGCGUCAAAACCAUAACCAGACUCCAGCCUUAAAUAUCUCCCCUUCCCGCUCUCCCCUCGAAAAAUCUUUCCCUUCAUUUCCAUUCCACUCACAAGUCCCCCACAAGCUGCUCUCUUCUUCAUCCAUGCCCCUACUCGGCCCUUAGUUUCAUCGCUCUCCUCUAUCCAACGCACGACAAUGAGAGCUCUUCUCAUCUCCCUCCCCUCCGAUUUCCGAUCGGUCCCGAAGCAAAACCUCUCAAUUCACUCAAAAUUUCUAUGCUCCAAGGCGCCGGAAUUCCAGUUCCGCUUUCUUUCUGCAGGGCGCACCGGAAUUGGAUCCGUCGCCGUCCGGCGGAGAGGCGUUGGGAAGGUAUGGGCGGAGGUGAAGUCGGAGCCGUACGACGUCGCUGAUUCGAAGUCGGUGAAGUUAGAGGACGCCCUCGGCAGCGUCGUUUUCCGGCAGGACGGUGACGAUGGCGACGUCGUCGAUGGCUUGGACGGUGUCGCGGUUCCCUGGUGGGAAGAGUUUCCGAAGCGUUGGGUUAUUGUGAUCCUCUGUUUCUCCGCCUUUCUGCUCUGCAAUAUGGAUAGAGUAAGUAGUAAACAUGAGCAUUGCUAUACUUCCAAUGUCCCAAGAGUUCAACUGGAAUCCAGCAACUGUUGGCUUAAUACAAUCUUCUUUCUUCUGGGGCUACCUUCUCACUCAGCUCAGGUCGCUGGAGGUAUUUGGGCAGACACCGUUGGGGGAAAAGCAGUCUUGGGAUUUGGUGUGGUGUGGUGGUCUAUUGCCACUGCUCUAACACCCUUUGCUGCAAGGGUUGGUUUACCUUUCUUACUUGUGGUUCGUGCCUUCAUGGGUAUUGGCGAGGGUGUUGCCAUGCCUGCUAUGAAUAAUCUCCUAUCAAAAUGGGUUCCUGUAGGAGAGAGGAGUCGAUCAUUGGCCUUCGUUUAUAGUGGAAUGUACCUUGGAUCUGUAACUGGGCUGGCAUUUUCGCCUUUAUUGAUUCAUAAGUUUGGAUGGGCAUCUGUCUUCUACACCUUUGGUUCUCUAGGAACAGUUUGGUUUGCAGUUUGGCUAAACAAGGCACACAGUUCACCACUUGAAGAUCCUCAAUUGCGGUCUGCAGAAAAGAAGUUAAUUCUUAGCAGCAGCAGCAUAUCGAAGGAGCCUGUUAAAUCAAUACCUUGGAGAUUAAUCUUAUCAAAACCACCUGUGUGGGCCUUGAUAGUGUCUCAUUUCUGUCACAAUUGGGGAACAUUUAUUCUUCUCACAUGGAUGCCUACAUACUAUAACCAGGUCUUGAAAUUCAAUCUGACUGAAUCUGGGCUUUUCUGUGUGUUGCCCUGGCUUACAAUGGCAUUUUCUGCAAACCUUGGUGGAUGGAUUGCUGAUACACUGGUGAGCAGAGGCUUAUCUGUGACCACUGUUCGCAAGAUCAUGCAGAGCAUUGGAUUUCUAGGUCCUGCUUUUUUCUUGACUCAGUUGAGCCAUGUUGAUUCUCCUGCAAUGGCUGUUCUAUGCAUGUCUUGCAGUCAGGGGACUGAUGCAUUCUCACAGUCUGGUUUAUACUCAAAUCAUCAAGAUAUUGCUCCUCGUUAUUCCGGUGUAUUGCUUGGUCUAUCCAAUACCGCUGGAGUCCUGGCGGGUGUUUUCGGAACAGCUGCAACUGGUUACAUUUUGCAACAUGGUUCGUGGGACGAUGUCUUCAAGGUUUCAGUCGGGCUCUAUUUGGUUGGAACCGUGGUGUGGAAUCUGUUCUCAACCGGUGAGAAAAUAUUGGAUUAGGUCUUGUGAAUAGCAUUCAGCUCUGUUACCACGCGAAGCACCAAUCAACCAUACUUCCAAUCACCGGAGCCAGAAAUGGAGAAGGGAGUGGUAAACAAUUAGUCCCGACAAAUUCAAGCUCCUGUGUCUUGUUUGGAUUGAAGAGUUGCUGGAAUUUUUUAAACACCAAAGCUAGGUGCUGGAAAACAGAAUUAAGUUACACUGAGAAGGCUCAUGCUCUGCCUACUACUACAUUUCAGCAAGGGGAAGAACUAACAGCCAAAGCAGGAUCUUCUACACUUCAUAUUAAACACCAAUACACAGCGAUUUGAGACCGUUAAUUAGCGAAACAUCUUUUUCACAUCAGAGCUUGAACAUUGUAAUAUUCUAUUCUUUUGUGAAAGACCAAAAAAGGG